AUGCACCUCAACGCAAAGACGAUUUUGCAAAUCCACGGCAGAUUGAAUCGUUUGGGACAGAAGAACGCUGUGAAGUGGCACAACUUGAAGGUCAAGAAUUAUUUUCAUGAUCAUGAAGAAAGAGUGCUUCUUACCAAAUGGUCUCGGCAAUCGUCUGCUGAGGCUAGUUUUCCGUACUGGAUUUCUGGGGCACUGCGCGAGGUUGUCCAUUUUGAGCUAAUGAAGGCGUACAUGAACCAUCCUUUCAAUCGCUACGCCUACGUUGUAAUUUAUGAUCGUGAUGCUCCUAAGAUGGAAUACUAUACGCAGAAGGUUGUGAAGUUGGGACACGCUUGCUCUGCCCUUGUCAAGCUUAUGACGGAGACAGAUCGCGGGCAAUCCUGGACGGAAAACGAUGAAUAUCUUAUGGUUGCCAUGUUGGAAAUGAGCCAGGAGAUCAGCGUGGGAGAAUUUGAGACUAGGCUCACUUGCGGAGAGCAACUCCUACGUCAAAAAAAUGGAGGAAAGGCUCGAAAGGACGAAGUUGAAGGUCGAAAGAAGCAGUCCAAAUCCGACGAGUUGCUCAGCUCCGAGGAUAUGGAAGGCGAGAGUGAACGUGAAGAUGAAGCCGAGGAGUUGGCAGAUGAGGAAUUUCCCUUGGUUAGGGACGAAUGA
Molecule: messenger RNA, 654 nt
Organism: Trichoderma breve
Lineage: Eukaryota; Fungi; Ascomycota; Sordariomycetes; Hypocreales; Hypocreaceae
Exons: 2
Coding region: 1-654 (217 amino acids)
Source: RefSeq, a predicted model, not a curated record